Messenger RNA from Stegastes partitus (bicolor damselfish), 2343 nucleotides. Its product is annotated as cadherin-10-like. The record is from RefSeq and is a predicted model, not a curated record. The transcript is spliced from 11 exons. Bases 1 to 2343 code for a protein of 780 amino acids. Gene Ontology annotation, cellular component: adherens junction; catenin complex; plasma membrane. Gene Ontology annotation, molecular function: beta-catenin binding; cadherin binding; calcium ion binding. NCBI's taxonomy places the organism in Eukaryota, Metazoa, Chordata, Actinopteri, Pomacentridae. Gene Ontology annotation, biological process: calcium-dependent cell-cell adhesion; cell migration; adherens junction organization.
AUGAUAGCCAAUCAGAUCCUGCUCCCGCUCCUGAUGCUCUCGAUCCCGCGGCCCAGCGCUGCCCUUCCUCUGACGCCUGGGAAUAUUGGGAAUGUGUUUGGGACGCCGGAGAGCGACGGCAAGAUCCUCCAGCGCUCCAAACGUGGAUGGAUGUGGAAUCAGUUCUUUCUGCUGGAGGAAUACACGGGAAAUGACCAUCAGUAUGUCGGCAAGCUGCACUCCAACAUGGACAAAGGCGACGGCAACGUGAAGUACGUCUUGACCGGAGACGGGGCGGGCACCCUGUUCCUGAUCGACGAGAAGUCCGGGGAUAUUCACGCCACCAAGAGGCUGGACCGAGAGGAGAAAGCCAUGUACACGCUGCACGCCAAGGUCCUGGACAGGAACACCAACAGCGAGCUGGAGCCCGACACCGAGUUCAACAUCAAAAUCCACGACAUCAACGACAACGCGCCCAAGUUCGCGAAGGAAAUCUACUUCGCCAGCGUCCCCGAGAUGUCCGAAGUUGGUACAUCUGUUGUCACGGUAACCGCCACUGAUGCCGAUGAUCAAACAUACGGGAACAGCGCCAAGCUCGUGUACAGCAUCCUGCAGGGACAGCCCUAUUUCUCUGUGGACUCCGAAAACGGCACUAUUAAGACCGCCCUAUCCGCCAUGAACAGAGAAGUGAAAGAGAACUACCAGGUUGUGAUCCAGGCCAAAGACAUGGCCGGACAGAUGGGGGGGCUCUCGGGUACCACGACGGUCAGCAUCACGCUCUCCGACGUCAACGACAGCCCGCCGCGCUUUGCUAACCAUUCCUUCCGCGUGACCGCCGUGGAGUCCACGGACAUCGGAGGCGCCAUCGGACGCAUCAAGGCCGACGACCCAGACAUCGGACGCAACGCCGAGAUGGAGUACAGCAUCGUGGGCGGUCACGACACGUUCAACAUCAUCACCGACCAAACCACGCAGGAGGGCGUUAUCAUCAUUGAGAAGGCGCUGGAUUACGAAAGUAAGAGGGACUACGAGUUCAGAGUGGAGGUGAAGAACACGUUCUUGGAUGUCAGGUUCAUCAACGGCCUGCAAUUCAAAGACUACGCCACGGUCAAGGUGACGGUGGAGGACGUGGACGAGCCGCCCACCUUCACCAGGAACCCUUACAUCAUCGAGGUGCACGAGGACACGGCCGCCGGCAGCUUCGUCGGCGUGGUGUCGGCCCGCGACCCCGACGCCGACAACAAGCCGGUCAAAUACUCCAUCGACCGGCACACAGAUCUGGAGAGGCUGUUCAACAUCGACUCCAUAAACGGCACGAUCACGACGCUGAAAGCACUCGACAGAGAGAUGUCCAAAUGGCACAACAUCUCAGUGGUGGCCACCGAAAUAAACAACCCCCGUCAGACCACUCGAGUGCCGGUGUUCAUCAAGGUGCUGGACGUCAACGACAACGCCCCCGAGUUCGCCAUGUCCUACGACACCUUCGUCUGCGAGAACGUCAAAGCGGGACAGCUGAUUCAGACGAUAAGCGCCGUUGACACCGACGAACCCCUCGUUGGACACAAGUUCGUCUUCAGCAUAAGUGCCACCAAUCCAAAUUUCACCAUCGUGGACAGAGAAGACAACACCGCCAACAUCCUGACGCGGAGGGGAGGCUUCAGCCGGCGCGAGAUGAGCAUGUACUUCCUGCCCGUGGUGAUCUCCGACAACGACUACCCGAUCCAGAGCAGCACCAGCACGCUGAUCGUGCGCGUGUGCGCCUGCGACAGCCGCGGGAACAUGCAGUCGUGCAACCCCGAGGUCCUGCCCUUCUCAGAUGGUCUCACAACUGGAGCUCUGGUGGCCAUACUGCUCUGUGUCAUCAUCCUCCUCAUGAUCGUGGUGCUGUUUGCCGCCCUGAGGAGACAGAGGAAGAAGGAGCCUCUGAUCAUCUCCAAAGAGGAUGUCAGAGACAACGUUGUCAGUUACAACGAUGAAGGGGGCGGAGAGGAGGACACUCAGGCCUUUGAUAUCGGCACGCUGCGCAACCCGGAGGUGAUGGAUGCUAACAAGCUGCGCAGGGACAUCAUACCCGAAAUGCUGUUUCCCUUUCGGAGGACAUCACCGAUAAAGGAUAACACGGAUGUCAGAGACUUCAUUAACGGUAGGCUGCAGGAGAACGAUUCGGACCCCACGGCGCCGCCCUACGACUCCCUGGCCACGUACGCGUACGAGGGCAGCGGGUCGCUGGCGGAGUCCCUCAGCUCGCUGGAGUCGGCCGCCACCGAGGGGGACCAGGAGUACGAUUAUCUCAGCAACUGGGGACCACAGUUCAAAAAGCUGGCAGAGAUGUACAUAGGGAAGAGCCCCGACAGAGAGACCUAG